Messenger RNA from Rhododendron vialii, 294 nucleotides. RefSeq names its product pentatricopeptide repeat-containing protein At1g06580-like. The record is from RefSeq and is a predicted model, not a curated record. The transcript has a single exon. Gene Ontology annotation, molecular function: protein binding. The coding region runs from base 1 to 294 and encodes 97 amino acids. Lineage: Eukaryota; Viridiplantae; Streptophyta; Magnoliopsida; Ericales; Ericaceae.
AUGUUGGGUAUUGGUAUUUCUCCAGAUAUUGAGACAUUCAAUGUCCUUAUCCAUGGACUUACUGAGGCAGGGAUGGUAAAAGAGGCAGAGGAAGUAACUGAAAAUAUGAUUCAAAGAGGUGUGCAUCCUGAUGUAAUCACGUACAAUACUUUAAUGAAAGGAUAUCGUUUGCAAGGCCAAAUGGAUGAGGCUAUGGGAGUGUUGAAUACGAUGGUGGAUAGAGGCAUUCAACCUGAUGCCUGUAGCUUCACCAUUUUAAGUAAUGGAUAUGGCAAGACCAGGAAAAUAGUCUAG